AUGGCCGAGCGUUCCAACUAUUGCAACCGUUUCGUUCCGUACGUCAACGCCUACUUCCAGUUCUUCCUGCUGGUUGGCCUCACGUUCCAAUUCAUCCUUCUCUACCUCAUUCGGACAAAGUCACCCGCCAGUUUGGCUCAGCUCAAAUACUUUCUCUACAACACUUCGUGCAUUCAGAUACUUGAGAUUCUCUGCGGGUACUUUACUCAACACAGGUGCGAAUUCUCUCGCCUUCUCUCCCAUUCCGACUCCUCUCAGAUCUCUCCCAAACACUACCACGUUCGCUGUUCUAGCUAACGGGCCCUGCCGUCUCUUCGGACCGUCCGUCUGCUUCGCCGGAUAUCAUGUUUUUUUGGUAAGCGUGGGAUCGGAACGAGAAAGACACGAACAACAACAAACUGGUUCCUCCUUGGAACAAUGAACACUUUCAGGGAGUUACUUUAUGCGUGGCUCUUUCGAUUUCGAACACGGUCAUCUACCGAUUUCUUAUACUGCGGAGAAGGAACGUCACAAAAAUACAUCUGAUGUACAUAAUCAUUGCUUCCAACGUGCCCGGAAUAUUCACAACUGUACCUCCCCGCUCACACCAGCCUCUCCAAUCUUUCCCAAUUCAGAUCAUCCCGUUCACAGACAGCUGGGACUUCCCGGUGGCCGUCAGUCAGACUUACUCGGAGCAUCCCACCUACGACCUCUCCUAUUAUGUCCCUUUUCCCGGAUUCGCCAACAUAAGCAGUGCUCAAUUCCUAUCUGCCACUUCUAUUCUAGCGAUCGGCGCCUACGGUAUCCCACUGAUAUCCUUCUUGCUCACUCGGAGCAUUCUCAAACUUAUUCGGGCCCACAGCAACAUGAGCACACGCACCAAAACACAAGCAAGACGUUGGUUCAUGUAAGUUGAAAAGGGAAAAGUAAAAUGGGAAACGAGCUGAGCGUGUGGGGCUUUUGUAAAGAAACAGACCGAAUACUGAAUAAUUCGUGGGAAUCUUCUCAUGUUUUCUCGACCUCGAUGCAUGAUUUCAGGGACUGGCAUGUCAGAUACUGAUUCCUCUCCUCUGCUACAUUCCGAUCUUCUCCGUCUACACCUACUCUCAGCUCAACCACACGGAGAACAUCGCUUCCGAGCAUCUGCUCAUGAUUUGACCUGUUUCCCAGCACUCAUUGACCCGUUCAUCUCGUUUUACUUCGUGGUUCCCUACCGGAACGCUCUUCUCCGAGUGGUCACGAAUAGGAAAGAAGAAGAAAAACCGAGCUCAAUGACAGUCGCAUCUACAGUAUCCAUUCGACAGAUUCACGUAAUGGCAUAAUGAAAGUGGUCAGUUAAAUAAAGACAACUCACCUGGAAACCUCCCAUGGUUCCGGAUCAAAUCGACCAAACAGUGCGAAUAAUGCGUCGAUAAAUGUACAAAUUUCGAGCGUCACCGCCGUGGGGCGCGAAUCGAAACGAUUAUCCAGCCGGACGGCGGAUUGUGGUAAUUUGUGACGAAUGGCGAGAGAGUGCGCGGGAGACCGAGACGCGGAUACUGCCGAACACAACAAAUCCAUUUUGUAAAGUUACAAAACGGUGAUGUACUCUCUCCGUCGCUAAUCGCAAAAAUACAGUGCCCAGCUCACAGUACACCCAAUCCUUUCGUAACCUUGCCACCCAAAGUGACGUGGUUGGCUAGACUAUCGGAUAUGGAAACGAAAAGAUGUGCAGCGCACGGUAAAUUUUUUUCUGGAGCGCAGUGGAGAGAGGAAGAAAGUUCGGCUCUCGUCCCGUGUACUGUCUGCUUGUUUCGCCGGCCCGCGGCACGCUUCACACGCCUUUUUCCGCGCGCCAAAACUUCUGAUGCGUGCUGUUCGAAGAAUACUGAGUCAUUUUUCCUAAUUUUCUGGGAAUGAUUUCAUUAUGAUUGAAACUCGCAAGCAGCAACGAAAAACUCGCGGAAAUGUCGAGGGGUCACUGCCAAAACAGCUUUUUUCAAAAUGCGACUGCUCGUGCGUGAUUUUUGUGUCUCUUUGUUAGUUUACAUCAUAAUGAACUCAUUCCCAAAAAAUCAAGUGAAAUGAAUCGGUAUUCGUCCGACAGUACGCAUCUGAAGUCUCAGAACAGCCAAGGAGCGCGCGCUCUCCAAGCCUUCUUCUGUGCGCCAAAACUUCAGAUGCGUCUAGAAACCUCCGCGAGACCCCAAAGAGAAAUUACCGUGCAGCGGAUUGCAGAGGACUGAAAACAGACUAGUAAAAUAAGAAAAUAGGGGCGUUGUGUUUCGUGUUUACAAUUGUGCUUUUCGUCGUUUUGUGCCGUGUUCCAGUAACCGGUCAGACACCAGGAGACGCAGGUUCAACGACUUCCAUUCAAUUGUUCUGCCCUCACCAAUAAUUGUUUGAUUUCUGAGAGAAGCCCCCCUUCUCUUUCAAUUGAAACGUCUUCGCUUGCCCGUCGGAAUCAUUGGAGCAUGAAUCAGAGGAAAGAGUGGACGUAUCAAGACGUCUAAAAACAUGGAGACUGAUUUUCUUGAAAUAGAUGCAGAGGGCGGAAAAAAGGGCAGCAGACGUAGAAGAUAUCAGCUGAGAUGCCUGUAGAUGUAGGUGGAUGAGGAUGAAUGAACUUCCGAGUAGGUCCGAUGAAGCAUAACGAAGAAGACCACGUAAGAUGAACCAGGGCAGUAUUGGGUAGAAAUGCGUGGGCGGAACAGCAAUGGCUACAGAAAAACAAGGUGGCAUUGCACGUUUUAAAAAACCUCAACGCUUUGCUUUAAUUGCCCAAUGUAAUACUGUGUUUAUGCUUCCAACUAGCCUAUCCUCCUAACGUAGCUCAAUCAGAAUCUCAGAGUUAAUCCCAAACAUGAACCGUCGUUACAUGUGCCCCCGGGGGAGCUUCUCCCACCUCAUAACGUCUGUGUCUCAAUGAUCAUUACAUCUGACCAGUGCCCAUUUUGGAUUCCUCCGAAUCAGCGCCCAUUUCGACUCGUCAAUUACGCUUCCAACCCGCCAACGACACAAUUCAUUCGAGUGUGAAAGGGUGUGAGAAUAUCAGCCGCCGUCCGUCCGAAACUUCUCGAAUCGCCUCCGUCACUCAUGACAGACUCGAAUCGCUACGUACCAUACUUUGAUAUUUACUAUUACUUUUACUUUGUGAUCGGAGUCAUUGCACAAUGCGUUCUUCUGCUGCUAAUCAAACGAGUAAGCCCGCCAAGUUUGGAUAGCAUCCGAUAUUUCCUGAUGAACACGUGGAUUGUGCAGUUCUCCGUCAUCUUCACGGCUUUCUUCACGCAGUCCAGGUACUUUUGAUCUGUAAAAAUGCUUUAUUGUUGAGAGAGUAUUGCAGAUGUUUACCGAAUACCACCUCCUACGCAGUUCUGCCGCGUGGGCCUUGCCGUUUCUUCGGUCCGAAUGCGUGCUUCAGUGGAUAUCACAUUUCGCUAGCCGUCUCCAUGGGCGUCGCUCUCUCCAUCGCAAACACAGUCCUUUUCCGGUAUCUUCUACUUCGUUUCCAUGGAUUUCACAAAACACAUUACUUGAUGAUGAUUGCUGCCUGUCAUAUUCCAUCUAUUUUCCUUGCGGUUUGUACUUUAUACUCCUUUCACUUCCCUUUCAUUCAUUUUCCUUCCAGAUUGUUCCGUUCCUUGACCACUGGGACUUCUCGGAAGCCCGCAGUCUCACUCUCAAAGAGCACCCGUCCUACGACCUUUCCCUCUACGAACCUUUCCCCGGCUUCGCAAACAUCCAGUCCUUGGCCUUCGUCACUGCAACUUCGGUAGUCGCUAUCGGUGCCUACGCAAUUCCCCUCGGCUCCUUCUUCAUUAUCUUCUCGAUUUCAUCGCUUAUCAACAGGAACAAGAGCAUGUCUGCGAGGACGAAGAUGAUUGCGAAACUGCUAGUCAAAGUACGAGUGCCCUUCCCCUCUUUUCUGUCCUAAUCAUCUCAUUUCAGGGACUCGCCUUCCAAACGAUUCUUCCGUUCCUCUCGUACACCCCAAUCGCAUCCUUCUAUCUCUACUCGCAAUUCACGGGAGAAGAAAUGCUCCUCACUGAGCACUUUCUGAUGCUUUGCUCGGGAUUUCCUGCCCUCUGCGAUCCGUUCAUCACUUCCUACUGUAUCAUUCCGUACCGUCAAGCAAUCAGUCGAUACAUCCAACGGAAGACACGUGGCGGAUCCGGCAACACAAGAAUAUCAACAAUUUCUGCACGCUCCGUUAACCUUCACGUCUUCUGA
This is a messenger RNA of Caenorhabditis sp. 36 PRJEB53466, 4191 nucleotides long. The record is from the annotation of a GenBank genome assembly. Lineage: Eukaryota; Metazoa; Nematoda; Chromadorea; Rhabditida; Rhabditidae.